Molecule: messenger RNA, 1412 nt
Organism: Trematosphaeria pertusa
Lineage: Eukaryota; Fungi; Ascomycota; Dothideomycetes; Pleosporales; Trematosphaeriaceae
Exons: 1
Coding region: 117-1412 (431 amino acids)
Source: RefSeq, a predicted model, not a curated record
UCUGACACACAUUCCGUGACUGGGCGUCGCACACGUCUCGGACACUCAGCGCUUCCCAAUCGUGCCGUCGCCGCCUGUUCUUCUGUGCCUGCCGCCUCCUCCUCCCCAUCGUCGCCAUGGCGAGCAACUCCACUGCCAGUACGUCGUCUUUCAUUGCCUCUUCUUCUGUUCCUGAGCCGUCUCCGUCGAGCCCUCCUCCAUCCGAGUCUUCGACAGUUCCCUCACCCUCUGUAGCUCCGUCGUCAGAGCCGUCUGCGACUCCGACGCCGACUCCCACUCCUUCACCGUCAGUGACUGAGCCUUCUUCUUCAGCCGCGCCUCCCUCGUCCGACCAGCCGAGCUCGACGCCCGUGUCCAUACCACCGUCCUCGUCGCCGCCGCCUGCCUCCUCCGCCGCGCCUUCCUCGAACCCGGCCCCGCCGUCUUCCACAGUAGUAGUCACCGCCUCCUCGAUACCGCCCUCGACGCAGAUCAUCACUUCGUAUGUUACACCAAGUGCGACCGUGCCCGGCGAAACCCCAACCCCGUCCAUCAUCGUUGUCACCAUUGUCUCUAGCGCUCCAAACGGAGCUCAGUCCACCAAUGGAUCGCCAGCACAGUCUACCGUGUCAUCCACCGGCACCGCUGGUGCAACGCUCCAGCAACCCGAAGGCAAGGAGAAAUCGGGAGGGCUGGGCACAGGCGGGAAGACAGCUAUCGCCGUAGUGGUGCCCGUGGUCACCAUUGCCAUAAUAGCCAUCGCUGGCCUGCUGCUGUGGAAGCGACGCAAACAAAAGAAGACCGCUGAGGAGGCCCGCAGAAAAGAGGUCGAAGAGUACGGGUUUAACCCUAACAACGACCCCACUCUGCCCGCUGUCGGUAUGCAGUCGGAGAUGGCUGAAGACCAGAGCGGGUACAGAGGCUGGGGAAAUACAACGAACAGCUCCAACCGCAAGGGCUCCACGACUCUGGGAAGCGGCGGCAUGGCCUACUCAGACAGCAACAGCAACCCCGGCGGCUAUCAGAGCCCAGGAUCGCCCACUCAAGGCACCUACUCCGACGGCCACUCCGCCGACCCGUUGGUGAAAGGUCGACGGGAGACCAUGGAUUCGGACGGCAUCGGCGCUCUCGGGGCUGCUCCCGUUGCCAACCAGACCCAGAACGGUGUGCAUCGCGGGCCCUCCAAUGCCUCCUCAUCGUACUCUGCCGCCGACCGAUCAGACAACUCGGGCGACUACCCAAUACCCGUGAACAACCCGCAAGAAUACUACGACAAUAGCGCCUACUAUCAGCCCGGGCCCUACGAUGCCAAUGCGUACGGCGGCGGUCAGCAGCCCGUGAUACGAGAUGUGUCUGCACGGCGGAACACAAGGAUCGAGAAUCCCUCCGUCUUCCCCCAACAAGGGAACUCCGGCAUCUCUCAAAAUUUCUAA